UUAACGAAAAAAAAAAAAAGGACACGUUUGAGCUUUGAAGCAUAUGAAGCAGUAUCGGCUAUCAUUAUCAUUACCAACACUAAUUGCGGGUGAUCAAAGUGGAGAGUAGUUGUGCAGAAAAACAAAAAACACGGCUUUGUUCCGUUCCUAAAUCUUGUUCAACUCCGAUUCCAUAUUUCCGUGUCGAAAGUUGUUUACCCUCCAUUUCUAUACAGACAUACAGUAACUGUAAGAGCGUACGAUUACCAUUAACAUAAUUGGUGAGUUUGUGAGAUGGGGCAAGAGAACCUCUCAGCUCACAAGAGAAGCAGCGCCGCCAACGCCCUUCCAACCACCAACGGCCGAGCACGCUCCGCCCCCCGUGGCCGCCAGAUCCAGAAGACCUUCAACAACAUCAAGAUCACCAUCCUCUGCGGUUUCGUCACCAUCCUUGUCCUUCGCGGCACCAUCGGCGUCAACCUCUCCUCCUCCGACGCUGAUGCCGUCAACCAGAGCCUCAUCGAGGAGACCAACCGCAUUCUCGCUGAGAUCCGCUCCGACUCCGACCCCGACGACAACGACACCUCUUUCAGCCACAACACCACCGCCGCCUUCUCCCUUGGCCCCAAGAUCUCCGAUUGGGAUCAACAACGCCAACAAUGGCUCCAGCAAAACCCUGAAUACCCUAGUUUCGUGAGAGGUAAAGCUCGAAUCUUGCUCCUCACUGGUUCACCUCCAAAACCCUGUGACAACCCAAUUGGUGAUCAUUACUUGUUGAAGUCGAUUAAGAACAAAAUUGAUUACUGUAGAUUGCACGGGAUUGAGAUUGUGUACAAUUUGGCGCAUUUGGAUAAGGAACUUGCUGGGUAUUGGGCCAAAUUGCCAAUGAUUAGAAGGUUGAUGUUCUCACACCCUGAGGUGGAGUGGAUUUGGUGGAUGGAUAGUGAUGCUUUCUUCACUGACAUGGUUUUUGAGCUUCCUUUGUCUAAGUAUGAUGAUUACAAUUUGGUACUUCAUGGUUACCCUGAUUUGUUGUUUGAGCAGAAGUCUUGGAUUGCUGUGAAUACCGGCAGCUUCUUGUUUCGGAAUUGCCAGUGGUCUUUAGAUUUGCUUGAUGAUUGGGCUCCCAUGGGCCCCAAGGGUCCAGUGAGGGAGGAGGCUGGUAAGGUCUUAACUGCGAAUUUGAAGGGUCGCCCGGCAUUUGAGGCCGAUGAUCAAUCUGCAUUGAUAUACCUUUUGUUGUCCAAAAAGGAGAAGUGGAUGGAUAAGGUUUUCCUUGAGAAUUCUUACUACCUGCACGGUUACUGGGCUGGCUUGGUUGACCGGUAUGAAGAGAUGGUUGAGAAGUACCAUCCCGGAUUAGGAGAUGAGAGGUGGCCUUUCGUGACACAUUUUGUGGGAUGUAAACCUUGUGGGAGCUAUGGAGAUUAUCCUGUUGAGAGGUGCCUCAGUAGUAUGGAGAGGGCUUUCAAUUUUGCUGAUAAUCAGGUGCUCAAGCUCUAUGGUUUCCGUCACCGUGGCUUGUUGAGCCCUAAGAUCAAGAGAAUAAGAAAUGAGACAGUUACUCCUUUGGAGUAUGUAGAUCAGUUUGAUAUCAGAAGACAUUCUACAGUGAGCAGUGAAUCAAAAAGCCAGUGAGAAAAACCUGUUUUGAUAAUGGUAUUUUUAUAGGCAGCAAUUAGAAGUGGUGUUGUUCUCUUUGGUGACACAGUUCACAUGUUAACUUGUGCUUGUUUAACUUUGAUACCUCCUCUGAGAAUGAUAGCAUCUAAUUCUUUCAUAGUCUAUUUUUUUCCUUUCUGUUGUGUUUGAGCAAUCAGCAAACAGAAUUUAUUUGGUGAUCUGGUGUAUACUUGACUUUGUAUUUUUCACUUGUGGAGCAUGAAUCGAGAAGUUUAAGAGAUAUUUGCACUUCC
This is a messenger RNA of Arachis ipaensis, 1895 nucleotides long. Its product is annotated as putative xyloglucan 6-xylosyltransferase 3. The record is from RefSeq and is a predicted model, not a curated record. Lineage: Eukaryota; Viridiplantae; Streptophyta; Magnoliopsida; Fabales; Fabaceae. Gene Ontology annotation, biological process: xyloglucan biosynthetic process. Gene Ontology annotation, cellular component: trans-Golgi network; membrane; endosome. Gene Ontology annotation, molecular function: hexosyltransferase activity.